Messenger RNA from Cucurbita moschata (crookneck pumpkin), 469 nucleotides. RefSeq lists its product as uncharacterized. The transcript has 4 exons. NCBI's taxonomy places the organism in Eukaryota, Viridiplantae, Streptophyta, Magnoliopsida, Cucurbitales, Cucurbitaceae. The coding region runs from base 16 to 294 and encodes 92 amino acids. The record is from RefSeq and is a predicted model, not a curated record. Gene Ontology annotation, cellular component: EKC/KEOPS complex.
CUCAGUGGAUAAAGCAUGUUAACCAUUCCUGUAAAUCCAAACUCCCUGUGUGACUUUGAAGUCGAUUAUGAGUCAGAGAAGAAAGCUUCAAUUGUGUACAAGGCUUUAGUAGUCGAUAAAGAGUUGCAGCCAGACAAGGUGAAAAGGGAGAUGACAGUUUCUGAUGGAAAACUUUCUAUACACCUUGAGGCAGUGGAAGCAAGAUUUCUGCGUGCAUCAUUCAGUGCUUUUGUAGACGUGCUUACUCUUGCCACAAAAACAAUCGAAGAUUUCGGACGAGGAGUGGAUUUCUGAUAGCCUUACAUGCCCCUGGCCCUCAUAUAUCAACUGUCACUUUAUGCUUAAAAUAGCUAUCAUUUUAAUUUACUACCUAUCUGUAAUUUUACCACAAUAUGAUUUGUAGUGGUUUGAUCGAGUGUGAAGGUACUCAUUCCAACAUUGAGAUCUAACGAGAUAACACUUUCACCCA